Messenger RNA from Staurois parvus, 486 nucleotides. The record is from the annotation of a GenBank genome assembly. Lineage: Eukaryota; Metazoa; Chordata; Amphibia; Anura; Ranidae.
GCAUCGGGCCCCCAGGCGGAGCGACAGGUCUCAGGCCCCCAGGCGGGGCGGCGGGCCGCCGGACCCCCAGGCGGAGCGACAGGUCUCGGGCCCCCAGGCGAAGCGGCGGGCACCGAGUCACCAGGCACGACAGUGGGCUCCAAGUCAACUGGCAUCAGGUCAUUUGGCUCGACAGCGGGCACCGCGUCAUCUGGCAAGGCAGUGGGCUCCGAGUCAACUGGUAUGACCACGGGCACUGGGUCAGACAUUGGAUCGUCUGACUGGACAGCGGGCAUCGGGUCACCAGGCAUCAAGUCAUUUGGCUCGACAGCGAGCACCGCGUCAUCUGGCAAGGCAGUGGGCUCCGAGUCAACAGGCACGACAGUGGGCACCGGGUCAUCAGGUACCGGAUUGUCUGGCUCGACAGCGGGCAUCGGGUCACCAGGUAUGACAGCGGGCACUGGGUCACCAGGCAUCAGGUCAUUUGGCUCGACAGCGGGCACCGCG